AUGAGAAAUAAUGUGUGUAAUGUUAUUAUGGUCUUUGGGGUUUUUUGUUGUAUGUGGGUAUUUUAUCUUGGCCUCAGCACGACAGAAUGUCCAACUGCUCAUUCUCGGGCGGCACAGCAUGGGUGGGCGGCAAAUCUACAAGCUGGCCGAAACCUAAGCGACCCGUUACAACUCCCCAAGGAGUACAAUGAGGAAACCCCUCUCAUUUUCAUUGGCGGAGUCCCUCGUAGCGGCACCACACUGAUGCGGGCUAUGGUGGACGCCCACCCUCUGGUUCGGUGUGGAGAAGAGACCCGCGUCAUCCCCCGACUAUUAGCCAUGCAGGCCUCAUGGAGUCACUCCGCACGUGAACGUGUCCGUCUGGACGAGGCUGGCGUCACUGAUGAGGUCCUGGAUUCAGCUGUACGUGCCUUCCUGUUGGAGAUCAUAGUGGGGCAUGGCGAGCCCGCUCCGAGGCUCUGCAAUAAGGACCCUUUCACUCUGAAGUCCCUUUCCUACCUCUCCAAGCUCUUCCCAAAAGCGAAGUUUGUUCUUAUGCUCCGCGAUGGCAGGGCCACCGUACAUUCUAUGAUUUCCCGGAAGGUGACUAUCACCGGGUUUGACUUGACGAGUUACCGGGAUUGUUUGGUGAAGUGGAACCGGGCGGUGGAAGUGAUGUAUGACCAGUGCCUGGCUGCAGCGGAUGGCAACUGUCUGCCCGUGCAUUACGAGCAGCUGGUCCUGCACCCUGAGCGGGUGAUGCGCAAGCUCCUUCAGUUCCUGGAUCUGCCGUGGGACACUGCCGUGCUGCACCACGAAAAGCUUAUUGGGAAAGCUGGUGGUGUUUCACUGUCAAAGGUUGGACUGUCGAUGGGUCAUUUUGUGAAGUAUUUGUUUACAGAGGCUCUGUCUAAAUGGGUGGGCAAGAUCCCUGCUGAUGUGCUGAAUGAUAUGGCCAGCCUUGCUCCGAUGUUAAGUCGCUUAGGUUAUGACCCUCUUGCCAACCCACCAAACUACAGAAAGCCUGAUCUCUUAUCUCUGAACAACACAAAAUAGUGAGGUCAAUCCAAAACUGAAAGGUCCUCUCAACCUGUAAAUAUUUUGAAGCAAUAAACAAUGUGCAUUUUAUGAGCACGUAAAGCCUUUACUUGAAUUAACAACUUGUAGUAUUGACAAAACUGAGCCACUUUAAUCAGCAGUUUUGUAGGAAAAGAAACAGCUUAUACAGAACCAUUGUUGCUUGUGGCAACAGUUUAAUACAGUGAUAUAAGGCAUUCUAAAACCUAAUUUUAAUAUUGUAUAGUAAAGUCUUUUUUUUUUCAUUUAGUUUUGUUUUUGUUUU
Molecule: messenger RNA, 1321 nt
Organism: Cyprinus carpio (common carp)
Lineage: Eukaryota; Metazoa; Chordata; Actinopteri; Cypriniformes; Cyprinidae
Product: tyrosylprotein sulfotransferase 1, like
Exons: 2
Coding region: 1-1035 (344 amino acids)
Biological process (GO): peptidyl-tyrosine sulfation
Cellular component (GO): Golgi apparatus
Molecular function (GO): protein-tyrosine sulfotransferase activity
Source: RefSeq, a predicted model, not a curated record